Cyprinus carpio (common carp) is the source of this 2356-nucleotide messenger RNA. RefSeq names its product SHANK-associated RH domain interacting protein (gene sharpin). The transcript is spliced from 9 exons. Bases 111 to 1322 code for a protein of 403 amino acids. The record is from RefSeq and is a predicted model, not a curated record. NCBI's taxonomy places the organism in Eukaryota, Metazoa, Chordata, Actinopteri, Cypriniformes, Cyprinidae.
GGGCAGUAAAUAUCAGACGGACGUGCUUCCUGUUUUGAAUCGGGUCGUUUGUCGCUCGUGAGGAUGGUGAUGAUGUGAGUCAUUCAGCUGUAGACCGUCCUGCUGAAGACAUGGCUGUGAGCUCGGGCUGCAGUACGGUGCUGAUGUCGGUGCGGGUGUCGGUUCGGCCGCUGUCUGUGGGCUCGGACUCGCUGCGGCUGCAGCUCAGCAUGAACGCGAACCGCGCGGGACUCUUCACGCUCACACUCAGACACACCGACCGCGGAGGACGCAGCGUGUCUCUGGCAGAGUUUGAUCUGCGCUCCGUCAAGUACGAGAUCAAAUCAGCUCGGAGUCACGAAAUGCGUCUGAACAAGCCGCCCCACGACAGCCUCACGUUCACCUUCCGCAGCGAGCAGGAGGCGCAGGAGUGGGGGACCGUCAUGAUGUCAUCGCUCAGAGAGUCUCACCGAGUGGCCAACAUUUCUCAUCCUUCAGAUGAUGGAGAGCAGAACAUGAAAUGUGGAGAGAGAAACCCAUCAGUCCUGUCGCUGUCAAUGAAAGAGGAGCUGUGUCUCGAGCUUUCUCGAGCGAUCGAGGCUGGAGAUACUCAUGCCGCUGUGCACUACGCCACAGAUCUGGCCAAGCAGCAGAUCACACUGAGCAUUCAGCCAGCGCCGCGGGACACAGACGACACCGAGAUCAGCUUAGCUGUGGUUGUAGAAGAUGCGUCGUCUUCCUGCUGUGUCACAGUGAAAGUCCUCCCUCACGUGACCAUCGCUUCUCUGAAGCAGCAGAUGUUUGUUGAGUAUGGUUUCCACCCCAGGGUGCAGCGCUGGGUCAUCGCUCAGUGUCUGUGCUCUGACGGACGCUCUUUAGCGUCGUAUGGCAUCUACAGGGACGGUGACACUGCGUUCCUCUACCUCUUGUCUGCUCGUCACGCCUGCCUCGGUCAGCAGCAGCAGCAGGAGAACGGUGUGUCGAUGCUGACUGCAGCAGCUCCGCUGAACGCCACGCUCGGCCCCACACCGGCCCCCAGCGGCCCCGUCAGCCACGACUGGAGAGGAUACAGCACAUUACCCCCCCGCUUGAGCCACAGCAGCACAGGCAGCGGUGGGUGUGGCCCAGAGAAACACAGCGUCAGUGACAUCAUUAACCUUGAAAUGUUGCAACUUGGAUCCAAACACAAAUCAAGUAACACACAGUCAGGCUGGUCCUGUCCUUCCUGUACGUUCAUAAAUAAGUCUACGAGACCCGGCUGUGAAAUCUGCAGCACAGAUCGACCCAAUCCUCCCAAUCACAGCGGCGUUCAGCAGGAAAAAGCAAGAAGAUCUAACCAGUGAAACUGUGUAAAAGUGUAAAUACACAAAAACACCUAAAAUAAUCUCACAUUCAUUCAUAUUCGAGCGACACGCGAGGACCUACAAUGCUUAGUUUUAAUAAGAGCUGGCCUGCAAACAAAGCUUGAAACUCUCAUAGUGGCUCUGCAGCGUAUUUCCCCGGUGGCUUCAUCUCUAUUAGUUCACAGCUGAUUUGUUGCUUGUUUCUCGUGAAGGAGUCGUGACAUGGAUUUGCUUUUGAGCUCGAUUAAACGCUUUAAGGAGGAAGCUGUGAAACUUGCAGGAUGUUUUAAUGGUACAAAGACCUCUUAUAUGUCAAAAGAUCGAGGAAAAUGUGAUUUCUCCUGACACCUUUAAUAGAGUGAUAUAACUGUUGAGGAGCAUUAGGCAUCAGAAGUUAUUCAGGUUCAUUGUCCGAGCUAAUAAAAAAACACAGCAGAAAGGUUGGAAAGAAGACCAUGCACAAGUUAGAUUUUCUAGAUUUCAGUUCAUUUGCAGACGUGACUCUGCUUCUUUUGCUGUUUAUUCACAAGCUCAUACUAUAAUUUCUGCUCGUGCAACUGUUUAGGAAUCUUCUUCCCUCACUUCACGGAGUGUAAAUCAGUGUUCAUGUCCGCUAGAACUAGAACAGGACAAUUAAUGUUUUUAAAAUAUGUUCAUCAAGCUCUAUUUUAGGGGCUUCAGUUUUAAAUGUGACUGUAUGUCAUUAUGUGACGAGGCCAGUACAUAGUGAGAAGAAAACUGAAUGAAACUUGCAUAAAUGCAUGUUAUGUCAAAUUUAUGGUCUAAUUAUUCCUUAUCAAAUCGACUGGGAAUUCUCAUUGAAGACUUUGUUCAUAUUUGGAACAAACUACAUUCAGAUACAGGGUUAUGAAGUACAUUUAUUUUAUUUUUUUACAUAGCGUGUUAUUUAAUGAACAAUUGCUUUGAAUUGAAUUAUAAUUGCAUUGAAUAUGUGUGUAUUGUAAAUGAUUGUGUUUAAAGUCUACCUGCAUUUCACCAUGGCUUUGCUGUGAAUAAACAUAAUAAACAGAGAA